AUGGAUACAGAUGCUAUUGAAGUUGGAGAUCAAUUAAUGCCUUAUUAUGAGGAUGACACGAGAACCGGCAGAAGGAUAACGGAAGUAUUAGGUUUUAGAAACUUGAAAAACUCUGCGUUGACAGCGCUAAGAGACGAGGAAAACGACGAUGACAAAGUUAAAAGCCCCACACCCGAACUAAGGACUUAUAAUAUUAAGUUGGGAUGGAUACAGGGGGUUUUAAUACCAUGCCUAUUAAACAUCUGGGGUGUUAUGCUGUUCUUGCGCAUUGCAUGGAUCGUGGCUCAAGCGGGUAUUGGUCUCACCAUAGCCAUCAUCUGCUUGUCAGGAGUCGUCUGUAUCAUAACAACGUUGUCUCUAAGCGCAAUAUGUACUAAUGGGGAACUACAAGGAGGUGGAGUGUAUUACAUUGUAUCGAGAUCACUUGGAGCAGAGCUCGGAGCAUCAGUGGGUAUCAUGUUCGCAUUUGCGAAUGCAGUAGCAGCCAGCAUGAAUACAAUCGGAUUCUGUGAAUCAUUGAACGAGUUGCUCAAAUCAUACAAUUUGAAAAUAGUUGAUAACGACGUUAACGAUAUAAGAAUCGUUGGCGCGAUAGCUUUGUUUGUCAUGUGUUUAAUAUGCGCUUUCGGUAUGGACUGGGAAACAAAGACUCAGAAUUUUCUUAUAACAAUUAUCGUAGUAGCAAUUUUUAAUUAUAUAUUAGGAGUUUUGAUUGGUCCUAUGAGCGUCACUGCUAAGGCUCAAGGUUUUGUAGCUGCAACGGCCGCACAAAAUCUAAUGCCAGAUUUUCGCUUCGACAACCGAGAGCACAAUUUCUUCUCAGUCUACGCUAUGUACUUUCCAGCUGUCACAGGAGUUCAAGCAGGUGCUAAUAUUUGCGGCGAUUUGAAGGAUCCAGCAACUGCAAUACCCAAGGGUACAUUGAUGGCUCUUGGUAUUUCAAUAACAACCUAUUUGCUGAUGGCCGUGCUUUGCGGUGUUGGUGCCCUGAGAGACGCCAGCGGAAAUCCAUCUGACUUUGAAACUGCCACUAUUGACGCUUGCAAACCAAACUGUCCGUAUGGCUUGCAUAAUAAUUAUGGGAUCAUGCAAUUAAUGGCUCUAUCCAGUGCUAUAAUUUAUGCCGGUUGUUGGGCAGCCACCCUAUCCACGGCUUUAACCAACCUGCUAUCAGUUCCACGACUGAUCCAAGCCCUGGGAGUAGACCGUAUAUAUCCAGGACUCAUCUUCUUUUCCAAACCAUACGGAAGGUACGGCGAGCCUUACCGUGGUUACGUUUUAACGUUCAUCGUGUCUCUAUUGUUUGUACUCAUUGCGGAUUUAAAUACGAUAGCGCCAUUAAUUACCAACUUCUAUCUAGCUUCAUACGCGCUUAUAAAUUUCUGCACCUUCCAUGCUGCCCUGUACUACAACAGGUGGUUGUCAUUACUGGGUUUUGUAAUGUGCAUAUCCAUCAUGAUGAUUAUCAGCUGGACGAUGGCUCUAAUUACGAUAUUUAUUUUCCUCACUCUCUAUCUCAUAGUGCUCUACAGAAAACCAGACGUAAAUUGGGGAAGCAGUACAGAAGCCCAAAGAUAUAAAGAGCUCGUGUCAUCUCUCGUACAAAUGUGCUACAUAUCGGAAAAUGUUAAGUCGUACAACCCUCAGCUCUUGGUGAUGGCCGGCAGCCCCUUUGUCCGUCCCGCAUUGCUGGAUCUGGGACAUCUGAUAACGAAGACUGGAUCAUUUAUGAUAAUCGCUCAUAUCAAUGAGACAUACAUGUCAUAUACUAACAGAAUAACACAGCAAGAAUUAGGUGAGGAAUGGUUACACUCGCGCAAGGAACGAGGGUUUUUCGUUGUUCUUGACGGUUGUUCCUUGGAAGACGGCGUCAGAACUUUAUUACAAAGUGCGGGUCUGGGCCGCUUGACACCUAACAUACUGCUCAUUGGUUACAAGAGCAGUUGGGUGAAUGCUCCUCUAAAUAAACUGAAAGAUUACGUGAAAAUGAUCCAAAUAGCUUUCGAUAAUCAAACUGCAGUCGCUGUUCUAAGAGUACCGAGAGCUAUGCACAGGCUUCGAGCACAAUCAAGGCACCAUGCUAGUCCAUCAAGCGUGGAAGCGGAAGUCCACACCGAAGUGCUCGACGUCAUGCACGCGGACUCUAAUAUGGAAAUCAUAAUUAAAACUGAGGACUCUGCUGAUGAAGGGGGAAGAAUGCCUGAGAUACACGAGUCCACUGUUCAUCCGCUUGAGGAACACAAUGUUCCUCCAAGUCGAUCUAUAACCAAAUCUGGCGUUUAUGGUCCUUUAAAUUUAGACGAGGAAAGUAAUUUAGACAGCUGGUGGUUAUAUGACGAUGGGGGACUAAACGUGCUUCUGUCUUAUAUAAUAGCGAUAAGAGGAUUCCGGGAGAAAAUGCCUUUCAGGAUAUUUGCACUUGCAAGGAGUUGUCACAGAUUAGAUGAUGUGGAAGCACGCAUGGAAGCCCUCUUGCAUAGGUUCAGAGUAGAAUACACAUCGUUAACCAUGAUCGAAGGACUGCACGAGCCACCUCGACCAGAAACCGUAGAUAUGUUUAAUUCGAUGAUACAACCUUUCAGAACUGACAACGAAAGUGAUGUGUUGAUAUCUGAUGCCGAACUAGAAAGACUUGAACAGAAAACACACAGGCAUCUUCGCCUGCGAGAGCUGCUCAUUGAACACUCUUCAAAUGCCUCCCUAAUUGUCAUUUCUCUUCCAAUGCCUAGACAAAAUUCGGUAUCAGCUGCCCUUUACAUGACGUGGUUGGAAGUGUUAAGUAAAGAGUUGCCUCCAGUUCUAUUUGUAAGAGGCAAUGAUACAUCCGUCCUCGGUGUAUAA
Molecule: messenger RNA, 2841 nt
Organism: Leptosia nina
Lineage: Eukaryota; Metazoa; Arthropoda; Insecta; Lepidoptera; Pieridae
Source: the annotation of a GenBank genome assembly